AUGAAGAAAUCCCGCCCGUGGCAGCCUCAUCUCAUUUCUUACAUUCUUUUUUCUCUUCAUUUUUCUCUUUCUUCAUUUUCUUUUUCUUUCUUCGUUUCUCUGUCUCUCUCAUUUUUCUCUCUCUCUCUUCGUUUCUCUCUCUCUCUCUUUUUUUUUCUCUCUCUUCGUUUUUUUUCUCUCUCUCUCUCUACGUUUCUCCCUCUUUCUCUCUUCAAGAGCCAAUCGUCAGUGACUAAUGAUGGCAGUCUCUCGCGAAUAUUCGAUUCUUCAGAGAAACAAACGGAGAUUAUAGAAGACUCUGUGCGGCAUUGGGAAGACACAGGUCAGGCAACACAUUGUGUGAUUUUCGCUGGUACAGAGGUUCAACUACCAAAGCAAGAAACCAGUGAGGCUAUAAAAGAUCAACCCAUUACCUGCGGCUACACUCGAGCAGACGAUAAAAGCCAACACUCCCCACAGAUUAAUCACGACAGGGACACCCUUCCUGCUCCGAGAGACGGGUUGAGCACAUCUUACGACAAUAGUCCGACUAAUGUAAAUACUGUACAAUUCUUUCUCUCACUCUUUUUUUUUUUUCUGUUCUAUCGAUUUUCUCUUCCCUUUCCUCUUUCCCGUGUUGUUUCUAACUCCUUUUUCUUCGGAUUCCUUUUUAUCUUUCUUUUUUUCAUCGUUUUUCUCUUCCUCUUUUUUAAUGACGGUUCCUUUUAUUGUUCUUUUCUUUUCUUUUUUUUCUCCUUCUGUAAUUUUUUCCGUUCUUUUUUUUUCUCUUGCUUCCUUUUUUCUUCGAUUCCUUUCACUCGCUCCUUUUCUCUUCUUUUUACUUAUCUUUCUCUUCAUUUCUAUUUCUCUUCUUUUCUUUCCCUUUUUUUCUUCUUUUUUUUCUCAUCUUUUCCACCUCGCCUCGUUAUUUUUCUUCUCGUAUUUCUAUUUUUCUCUUUCUCGUUAUCACCACUUUCUCUCCUUGUUUUUUCAAACCUCUCUUUCCUUGAACUCUGA
Molecule: messenger RNA, 996 nt
Organism: Acanthosepion pharaonis
Lineage: Eukaryota; Metazoa; Mollusca; Cephalopoda; Sepiida; Sepiidae
Source: the annotation of a GenBank genome assembly